Messenger RNA from Rhodotorula graminis WP1, 804 nucleotides. RefSeq lists its product as uncharacterized. Gene Ontology annotation, biological process: Golgi vesicle transport. The transcript has 8 exons. Gene Ontology annotation, cellular component: membrane. Bases 1 to 750 code for a protein of 249 amino acids. The record is from RefSeq and is a predicted model, not a curated record. NCBI's taxonomy places the organism in Eukaryota, Fungi, Basidiomycota, Microbotryomycetes, Sporidiobolales, Sporidiobolaceae.
AUGGCGAGCGACGACCCUUACUUCGAGGUCAAAGGCGAGGUUGAAGCCGGCCUCCGCUCGCUCUCAUCUCUCGCCGCCGCCCUCGCCCGACUGGACCGCUCGAGCCCAGAUCCACAGCAGCGCGACUACACCCUCGCCGAGAUCCGCGCCACCCUCACCACCAUCGAGCCCGACCUCGACGAACUCGACGCGGCCGUCGUCUCGCUCGAGGAGCCAGGCGUCGCUCGCCGACUCGGCGUCGCAGACUACGAGGUCAGGGCCAGGCGCGACUUUGUCCAGCGUGCAAAAGCCGAGGUUGCGGCCAUUCGGCGUCAGCUACCGGCACCAGACCCUCUUCCAUCGGCUUCGAACCGGAAACGCCUCUCGGCCUCGUCAUCCGCCUACCCGCCGCCGUACCAGCCGUCCGACCAUUCCGCACAAGGCGAUGACGGAGAGGACGACCCCAACACCGAUUUCGAGAUGCAGCACCAGACGAUCCUCAUGGAGCAGCAGGACCGCACCUUGACCGACAUCUCGGGCACCGUCGGCCUCUUGCGCGAGCAGGCGCACCUCAUGGGUCGCGAGGUGUUUGAGCAGAACCAGAUGAUCGACGAGCUCGAUGAGCAUGUCGACUCGACGGCGGGCAGGCUCGCCAAGGCGCAGCGCAAAAUGGACCGCUUCGUGAGAGAGCACAACUCGGCGUCCAACUGGUGCAUCUUCAUCCUCAUGAUCGUCCUCUCGAUCCUCCUGUCUAUCAUCCUCUUUGCCUAGACCUAUACCCCGACGUACCUCAUACCCUAGAUGUGCAACAUACCCGUUCGCUCG